This is a messenger RNA of Rhodamnia argentea, 2121 nucleotides long. RefSeq lists its product as uncharacterized. NCBI's taxonomy places the organism in Eukaryota, Viridiplantae, Streptophyta, Magnoliopsida, Myrtales, Myrtaceae. The coding region runs from base 1 to 2121 and encodes 706 amino acids. The record is from RefSeq and is a predicted model, not a curated record. The transcript has a single exon.
AUGGCAGUCGAACUAAUAUCUGCAUUCAUUUCGGAGGUAUGGCUGAGAUGGAACAUCCGAGGCUUCAUCAUACUGAGUGUCUUGCUUCAGAUCUCUCUCGUUCUAUUUGCACGCAUUAGAAAGCAAACGGUGGACGACCGCAUCGUUUUCCUCUUGUGGUUAGUAUAUUUGAUGGCUAACUGGGUAGCUGUAUUCACGGUUGGGCUCAUCUCUCACAAUCAAGGCAAUCUGAGCGCUCUUUCAGUUGAACAUCGAGCAGAACAUGGAGCAAUUUACGCAUUUUGGGCCUCACUACUCUUAUCACAUUUUGGUGGUGCGGACACUAUCGUUGCCUUCUCUCUAGACGACAAUAAGCUUUGGCAACGGAAUGUGGUGAGUUCCAUCUUUCAAGUCGCUACUGUCCUUUAUGUCUUUGUGAAGGUAUUUCCCAAUGACAAGUCGCUGGUAAUCCCAACGAUGCUAGUGUUAUUUUCCUCGUUCAUAAAAAAUGUGGAGAAGUUACUGGCACUUUAUCUCUCGAGCCUCCCGAGGCUCAGGGAGUCGAUCCUCUCAGGGUAUAAGUAUAGGAAGGAUGCAUAUUCCAAGUUACUUGAAGGCAAUUUCCUGGAGUAUAGAUAUUUAGAUGAGGAAGCACACCUUCCCGAGAGCGUUGUGGUGAUGUGUGCUUACUACUUCUUUCACAUCUUUAAGGUCUUCUUCACAGAUAUCAUCUUCAAAAGUGAUGAACGCCAAAUGAGCCUCGAAUAUUUCCACAGAGUUUCUGCAAUGGAUGCAUUGAGGGUGUUAUCAGUUGAACUCCAUUUUAUGUAUGAGGUGCUCCAUACAAAAGCGCUGGCAAUACGAUCCAAGUGGAGCUAUAUUUUCCGCUUCGUAGCCUUCAUUGGUGUCACGGUGGCUUUCAUCUUGUUUCAUUGGUCGGGGAAGGGUCAGUUCCUCAAAUACGACGUGGAAGUUACUUAUGUCCUUCUCUUCGGAGAGAUUGCUCUUGAUGUGAUAGCUAUGUUCAUGCUUGUUUUCUCCGAUUGGACUGUUGCUGGAAUCCAGUAUUACAGCACAGGAUCAUCUAUCCUAGGUUCAUUUCUCUGCAAGUUGGUAUCUGUCUCAGAUAAUAUGAGGAAGCCCCGAUUUGCCACAUGUAAAACAGAGGCUAAUGACAAUGUUACUUUCACGGUCUUAGAUACACCAUUGAUAUUUCGAAGGUGGUCAGAAUCCAUCUCUGCGUGCAACCUUUUUUCCGAGUACUUUAAGGAGAGUCCGAGAAAGAUGUAUAAGCAUAAUCGGUGCCGCGGAAUCAUCGAUUUUCCUGAUAUUCGCAGUUUUUUAUUCCGUCUGGUUGAGAAGAGCAUCUCUUGUUUCCAUCAAGAAAAACCAAUAAUGGCGUCCACGAAGUAUGUGUCCAAGAAUCCUUUUGUUAAGGAGCUAUGGAUCUUUAUUUUCAACGAGGUGAGACGUAAAUCCAGGAAUGCGGAUGGCCCGACAGAGGUAAGGAUGAUAUUCGAGGCUAGAGGUGAUCUGUUUCUCCAGAGUGGACUGGGGGAGUUCCAUCGUGGCAAUCUUUUAGAGUAUGUCAGUGACGUUAAUUACGAAUUCAGUAUUUUAACGUGGCAUAUUGCUACUGAAAUGUGGUACAACAGAGAGAAACCAUUCACAUUCAGAAAUAACGAGAGGGAAUUCAGUAAGAUCCUCUCUGACUACAUGUUGUAUCUUUUUGUUAAUCAGUCUAACGUGGUGUCCGCCGUGGCGGAUAUUGCCCAAGUCACAUCAUCCGACACACUGUGCGAGCUAGAGAUCUGCAUCCGUGAUGCGAUCAAGGAUGUGGAGGGACUAAGCAAGAUGUUGUUUGAGGGUCCUUUCACGGCCUUCGAUCCCACAACCCCACUCAACAGGGGGAUCAAUUUGGCCCACGAGAUGGAAAGGCUUGAGGAAAUGAAGUGGGCGGUGAUGAGCGGAGUGUGGGUGGAGAUGCUGUGUUAUGCAGCAGUUCAUAUUAAGGGAGAGGCUCAUAUGCAGGUGCUGAGCACAGGUGGAGAGCUUCUGACCUUUGUUUGGUUGUUGAUGGCUCAUUUCGGUUGUUUCUACAAACCUGGUUGGGGCAUCCACUACAAUAGAGAUUCAAUGUAG